AUGACUUCAAACUAUGGCAUAUAUAUGCAAAAUAUAAACGCGAAUUAUGCUAUUGCGGAUCAUGAUUUUAUAAAACGUUAUUUUCAGCAUCAACGAUCCUCUAUGGGAGUAUUUAUCGAUUUUAAUUGCUGGCAAUCGGGAGCACUUUUAAAUAAGGCGAACGACUUGAAACUCUUUGAUCACCACUAUCGUUGGUUAAUCUAUGAUGAGAUGUCCAAUAUAAUGAAAUUUAAAAUUUUUGUUUCGAAUUUUAAUCUUUUCAUUAAUACGGACCUUACCUAUGCCAUGCUUAGUGAUGAACAUAUCAAUUCAUCGAAAAAUUCGACAUUUUUAUUAUACGAUGUUUAUAAUAAGGGUCAAAAAUGGGGAGGCCGAUUAAACAUGACUGCAGAUCACGCUGUAACCUGUUCCCAUACCAAUUGUCAUUUACAAAAAUAUUUGUCCACUUUGCAUCAAAGAUCUAAAUCCGGUAAUCGUGAGCGUUUGUCGGACAUAACGUUGACAGUAUGUACGGUGGUGACCAGAAAGCCAAUUAAUUUACCUGAAGAAGUGCUAAUCGGGUAUCUAAUGUCACAAAACAAUACUCAUAUCGAUGGUUUGCCAAGAUUUGGAUUCCAGGUGUUGAUGGUAUUAAAAGAUAUUCUGGGUAGCAACUUUUCUUAUCAAUUUAAAGAAACGUGGAGCGUAACGGAAACUACUGGCGGUUGUAUAGGUGCGGUAGGCUAUGAGCAUAGUGCAGACUUGCUUUCAACGCCAUUCCUUUUCACGGAGAAACGUUCACUUUAUUCGCGGCCUAUUCUAAGGAACGGCCACUUUCGAUCGAUAUGCAUAUUCCGUACACCAAGGAAAGCGGACUUGAAAACCGGAGUCUUCAUGGAACCGUUUAGCGUAGCUGUAUGGAUUUUAUUUGCUAUCAUCUUAGGUUUAAUUGGCGUGCUUUUACGGUUUAUAUUUUUGGUGGAGCACAAUAAGAUGAAAAUUUCUUUAACAUAUGUGCCUUCAUUAUUAACUACGUGCCUUAUGUCAUUUAGUACAGCUUGCGUGCAGAGCAGUCAAUUGAUUCCCAGUUCGUUUGGUGGCCGCUUAACGUUUAUUUGCUUAUCCUUGCUGACGUUUAUCAUGUAUAACUAUUACACUUCAAUAGUCGUUUCAACGCUACUGGGUGCGCCGGUUAAAUCGGACAUUAAAACUAUUGGCCAAUUGGCUGAUAGUAACUUGGAAGUGGCCAUGGAACCGUUACCUUAUAAUGCGGCCUAUUUAAAUUUUUCAAAAUUACCGGAAAUUAAACGUUUCGUUAAACGGAAAAUCGAGUCUAAGUCCAAUCCAGGUAGUGUUUGGAUACCAGCCGAGGAGGGUAUUUUACGUGUUAGAGAUGAGCCGGGUUUUGUAUAUAUUUUUGAGGCUUUCUCGUUCGGUUUGGUGGAACGUUAUUACGACGCUCACGAAAUAUGCGAUUUGAAUGAAGUUUUAUUUCGACCUCCGGCCGACCUGCACACGCAUGUCAACCGAAAUUCGACGUUCAUUGAAAUUCUACGUUGGCGACUUGUGCGCAUUUUUGAAACUGGCAUCUAUAGUAAGUUUCAUCGUCAUUGGAUUAAUUCUCGUUUAAAUUGCUAUUUGGGUAACAAUGCUCUCGUACAAGUCGGUCUCGAAUACACUGCUCCGUUAUUCGCUAUGCUAUUUUGUUCAUACAUAUUAGUUUUAAUUGUUAUUCUCUUGGAGAUAUUAUGGAAACAUUUCGAGAGGCGUGCAACUUAAAGGAAUGCAUUUUAUUCGAAUUUGCCGCGAAGAAUUCUUUUCAACUUUAGACUUAUCUUAAAC
Glossina fuscipes is the source of this 1821-nucleotide messenger RNA. RefSeq names its product ionotropic receptor 75a-like. Lineage: Eukaryota; Metazoa; Arthropoda; Insecta; Diptera; Glossinidae. The transcript is spliced from 6 exons. The coding region runs from base 1 to 1758 and encodes 585 amino acids. The record is from RefSeq and is a predicted model, not a curated record.